This is a messenger RNA of Lucilia sericata (common green bottle fly), 365 nucleotides long. RefSeq lists its product as uncharacterized. NCBI's taxonomy places the organism in Eukaryota, Metazoa, Arthropoda, Insecta, Diptera, Calliphoridae. Bases 121 to 327 code for a protein of 68 amino acids. The transcript is spliced from 2 exons. The record is from RefSeq and is a predicted model, not a curated record.
UAGACAGUUAAAUAACUUUCAAAUAAAUUAAAACAAAAAACAAAAAAUUUUAAACUAAAUCAUUAAAAAAUAGCUACGUUAUUCAUUGAUAACUCUUUUUAAACAUCAGAAACCCAUAAAAUGAGCAAAACUAUUGGAGAGACCCCACCGCAGCCUACAUCAACUAUGAAAUCGUUAUUGGGACGUUUAUUUUGGCCUGUGAUUCUUGGAACCAUUUUAGGUGAUUUCUUAAGUCUAUGUCAUUUAUUACCAACACAUUCGCAACAUUUAUACCGGCCCUACAUGUUGUCGGUAGCUCAGUUUAAAGUUUUUCGUAAUAAAAAUUAAAGCUGCUGUAGAUAAAAUAAAACAUAUAUAUAUAUAUA